Priceomyces carsonii is the source of this 1908-nucleotide messenger RNA. RefSeq names its product Zn(II)2Cys6 transcription factor. The coding region runs from base 1 to 1908 and encodes 635 amino acids. NCBI's taxonomy places the organism in Eukaryota, Fungi, Ascomycota, Pichiomycetes, Serinales, Debaryomycetaceae. The record is from RefSeq and is a predicted model, not a curated record. Gene Ontology annotation, molecular function: DNA-binding transcription factor activity, RNA polymerase II-specific; zinc ion binding. Gene Ontology annotation, biological process: regulation of DNA-templated transcription. The transcript has a single exon.
AUGUUCAUUAGUCACCGAUUCAAGAGCGAAAGAUGCUUGGAGUGCAAAAGAAGGAAGAAAAAGUGUGAAAUCGUAGGAGAAAAAUGUGCAUACUGCGAGAGAACAGGAAAUAAAUGUCAGUUUCAAAGCAUCAAAGAGUUUUCCUGUAACAAUAAACCAACAAGAAGGAUUUCAAAGAAAAAAGGGGUGAAAUCGAAAAGAAAAAUUUCCUAUGUUAUCACUACCAUCGGCAGACCGAUCAUUUUUGUUCCCUUGAGAUCAAUAAAUAAUACGAUUGGAUCACCUUUGCUACAUGAAGACACAAUAUUAGUAAAUGCUUGGAAUAAUGACACAAUAGCUGGCCACUCGAUCACCCUCUUUGAUUUCAUUCUAUCAAGUAAAAGAGUUGAUUUAGUCAGAGCAGACGCUUGUGACAAUAAAAAAUCGAAAACGAGUAUUGCUACUGCAAUAGAUCAUAUGCCCAAAAAUAUAAUCUCCAUGAACGCAAAGGGUAAAAAAUCUUUGGCUUCAAAAGUUUCAAAAGAUUCAAGUAUCUCCUUAGACGAGAUAAGCCUUGAAAUAAAUAUAAAGAGUCUAAAAAAUGUCUUAUUCAUAGCAGAGGCAUCAAUUUCGAAGGAUAGAAAGCACACGAAGUUCGUUAAUUUACCAGAAUCAAUAAGUGGACAAUUCUCAGAAUUCUUGUUUAACCAUUACUGUGCAGUUUCUUGUGAAAAUAAAAGAAUAGAUGAUUCGAAAAUUAGUAUUCUCAGAGUGUGUCAUCCGUUAAUUUUUGGCAAUGUCACUGUUCUUAAAUGUAUUUUAAUUUUAUCUUUUUAUGAUUUACUACGCAUUAAUGAAGACUCUUCUAAACUAUUGGAAAAAAAGAAAGGAAUCCAUGCAAUGCAUAUUCAAGUUUUGGGGGAAUUAAAAGAACGGCUUAAUUAUUUUUCCUCUGUAUGCUGCGACCAUUCGUUGUUGUGUGUUUUAUUGUUACUAACAAUCGAAUUGAUCAAUGGCUCUAAAGGAACAUUAUGGAGAAAAUUACAGAAGCUAACCUUUAGCAUGAUAACGUUGAGAGGUGGAGUCGAAAAGUUAUCAUCGAACAUUACUGGUCUCUGUCUAUUGAAGUUGUUAACUAUCAGCUUAUCAACCGGAAUGUCAGUUCAGAAUUUGGACAGAAAUAACGACUAUGUUUUCAGUUUAAAAGAGUUUUUUUCUUCCAUGCAUGCCAAUAAUCAGUUUGAGUUUUUUGACAAUUUUAACUACAAGUCUUCCCUUACCUUGAUUGAAUUAAAAGAAGUGGUGGUAAUUUAUGGACAUAUAUCAUCUCUUCAGCGUUUAAUGUCGGUGUCUCUUAGCGCAAAUAGGGAUGAAAAUACUUGGACGUCAGAGCGUUUUAUGACAUAUGACUCCGUUAGCUCAGCGAAUUUGGGACUAGUGCUUCAGGAUGCUGAAAAAUUAGAAAAACAUAUAGAGAUAUACAACAAGGAAAAUUCUCUAACAAACGCUUCUCGUUGCCAUGAUAUACAAAUAAUUUUCGCAUUGAAGGUCUCAAAAUUAUAUAUAUAUCAGGAAAUCUAUCACCAAGUAUCUAUGUCCCCAAUGACUAUUUUGUUGGUUGAAGAACUAUUAAAGGAUGCUGAUAGCUUGUUCAACAUUCUCGAAUCAUUAGAGGAACAUGAAGCUAAUGACAUAACUAUUAUCAUAUUACCACUAUUUUGUUUAGGGGUGGAUUUGAUUUCGAAGGAUGUUAGAGAUUGGUAUUUUGAUAAAUUACAUCAGCUACUAGUAAAAACUAAAAGGAAAAUGAUAAAAACUUCUAUUGAAUUACUCCAAAUGGUUUGGAAUUUAAAUAGAGAUGGCACGCUCUUUGUAGACUGGAUUCCACUUGCUGAUUUAAGCCGCUCUUGUAUUUCUUUAACUUGCUGA